Messenger RNA from Toxotes jaculatrix (banded archerfish), 702 nucleotides. RefSeq names its product PROP paired-like homeobox 1 (gene prop1). NCBI's taxonomy places the organism in Eukaryota, Metazoa, Chordata, Actinopteri, Toxotidae. The transcript has 3 exons. Gene Ontology annotation, molecular function: RNA polymerase II transcription regulatory region sequence-specific DNA binding; DNA-binding transcription factor activity, RNA polymerase II-specific. Bases 7 to 702 code for a protein of 231 amino acids. The record is from RefSeq and is a predicted model, not a curated record. Gene Ontology annotation, biological process: regulation of transcription by RNA polymerase II.
GCAGUUAUGGCCCAGGUAAAGGUAACAGGGGACACAGUGAGGAGCCACCAGGACUGUGCUGAGGUUUACUCUGAUAUGGCUACUGUCAGCUCCAGUGCAGAUAUAGGAGAGACAGGGAGGAAGGGCUCAUUGUGUGGGACCCCCAUGGCUGCUGGUCUCAGUCGGCGGAGCAGAGCCUACCCCUCUCCAGCUAGGAGACGCCACCGCACCACCUUCAGCCACAAGCAGCUGGAACAGCUGGAAGUGGCCUUUGGACAAAACCAGUAUCCCGACAUCUACUACAGAGAGGAGCUGGCCCGCAUCACCAAACUCAACGAGGCUCGCAUACAGGUGUGGUUUCAAAACAGAAGAGCCAAACAGCGGAAGCAGGAGCGGGCCUCCCAGAAGGUGCUCCCAGUGGGCGUGAUGCCGGGCCACAGGGCUCUGCUGGGAGGAGUGCACGUCCAGCCAUCCAGCAUGGCUCGACCGUACUACACUCAGCCCCUGGCUCACAUCUCCCGCCUCUCCCCCAUGUUACCCUCAGGGGCGUACUCCCGCCACCCAGGCCCGGUCAGCCAGUGUCCCUGCCCCAGUGUCCCCCCACAGCCUGCGUCCCAACGCCAGCAUGACGACUGGUACAGCCCUCUGAGGGGCAACCUCACCUCACCCAUGUUCUCCCUGGCCUCCAUGCAGCCUCUGGACCACACCUCUCACUGGAGCUAA